AUGUAUUUCUCAACCAGAGCUCUCGUCACCAUCCUCCUGGCCGCUGUGGCCCGCGAUGUUGCUGCUCAGGCAGCCGUUCAGACCCCAGACGCACCGGCGCCCAGCGCCAUCCCUCCAGAGGUUCUUGCCAGUCAGGCAGCAAGUGCCAGUGCUGCUGCUUCGGCGGCGGCGGCGGCGAACGAGGCGGCAGCAGCAGGAGGAUUGAGGCCACUACCGGGGCUACAGGGCGGUGAGGCAGAGGCGCCAGCAGAACUUAGGCCUUUGCCCAAUCUUGCUGGAGAUGCCGCCGUUGUGACUCCUCCGCCCGUGGCGGUAACAGCUCCCGAAGCUGCGGAACCAGUAGCAACAGUGGCACCGACGUUGCCAGCGGAAGAACCGGCUGUUGAGGCCCCUCCUGCACUAAUCCCACCUCCUGGCCUCGACGCGGAGGCUCCGGCCCCUGAGCUCGUGGUCCCUCCAGGUCUUGCUACACCGGUUGUGGAAACCCCUGUUGUCGAAAGUCCCCCUCCCGAAGUUGCGGCUCCAGCCCCUGAAGAGCCCCCUGCCGUCAUCGAGUCCUUCACCCCUAUCGUGGCCGAGCCCACAGCCGAGGAGACUGCCGCUCUUGCUGAACCGACCGAGGCCGCUGUUGUCCCCCCAGUCGUAGAAGAACCUGCCGCUGCGCCCGUCAUCGGCUCCUUCACUCGUAUCGUCGCUGAACCGACGGUCGAAGCCCCGGUCGAAACCCCGGUCGAAACCCCGGUCGAAGUCCCGGCCGAAACCCCCGCUGCCGAACCUGUCGCUUCCGAAGCCACUGGGCCCGCCGGUGUAGUCGAAACCCCCGCCCCGGUCCCAAUCGGUUCAUUCUCUCAAGUCAUUGUUGGCACUGCCCCUACUUUGGCCGUCCCUCAACCCGUUCCCACCGGCGCUGGCGGCUUCGUUUUCCUCAACAGCACAACUGCUGGUGCCGGAGUUGCCCAGCCCACGGGUGGUCUUCUGCCUCUUCCUGGAGUUGCUGCUCCUUCUGGCGGUCUCCUCCCUAUUCCCGGAGUCGCCCAGCCUUCUGGUGUCGCCGCCCCAUCUGGUGGUUUGGUAACCCCUCCUGGUCUUGGUGGUGCUGGUGGCGAGACUGGAUCUGGAAGUGAUGGUAGCGGCAGCGGCCUCGUCAACCCAGAUGGAAGCACCGGAACUGAGACUCUGGAGACGGAUCCCAACGUCACUGCUGGCCCUGGAUCUGGCGGUACUGGGGCAAAUGAGGUUUUGACCACUCUUACUACCACCAACGCUGAGGGCGUACCUACCACUUUGGUGACUGCUGUGGCUCAAACCACAGGGCCAAACGGUGCUCAGGUUACUGGAACUGGCAACCUCGCCAACAACGGAUCUACUCCCGCCCUGACGGCUGGUGGAGCCCGCUUGGGCGAGGGCAUCAACAUGAAGAUGUCAGUUUUGGGAGGUGUUGUCGGUAUGAUGGUUGUCCUGAUGCUUUAA
Messenger RNA from Podospora pseudocomata, 1470 nucleotides. RefSeq lists its product as uncharacterized. The coding region runs from base 1 to 1470 and encodes 489 amino acids. Lineage: Eukaryota; Fungi; Ascomycota; Sordariomycetes; Sordariales; Podosporaceae. The record is from RefSeq and is a predicted model, not a curated record. The transcript has 2 exons.